Molecule: messenger RNA, 1049 nt
Organism: Dioscorea cayenensis subsp. rotundata (Guinea yam)
Lineage: Eukaryota; Viridiplantae; Streptophyta; Magnoliopsida; Dioscoreales; Dioscoreaceae
Product: bax inhibitor 1-like
Exons: 6
Coding region: 84-809 (241 amino acids)
Cellular component (GO): membrane
Source: RefSeq, a predicted model, not a curated record
UUUCAAUCGCAAAGUUCUCUUUUUUAGGUUCUCAAGUCUUCGUCUUUGUUCGCUCGAUUCGCUCGAUCGUUCGUUCGUUCGCCAUGGAUUCCUUCUUCCAGUCUACACCAUCGUCGUCGUGGAGCUAUGACUCCCUCAAGAAUCUUCGAGAAAUCUCUCCAGUUGUGCAGAAUCACCUCAAGCUUGUAUACCUGACACUAUGUUGUGCCUUAGCUUCUGCUGCUGUGGGAUCUUACUUGCAUAUCUUGUUCAACAUUGGGGGAUUACUGACUGCUUUAGGAUUUCUUGGGACUGGGAUGUGGUUGAUAUUCUCACCACCACAGGAAGAGAGGAAGAAAUUUGGUCUUUUGAUGGUGUCUGCCCUCUCAUAUGGGGCUGUUUUUGGUCUUCUGGUAGAAGUGGCUAUUGAAGUGAAUCCAAGCAUACUGGUGACUGCAUUUGUUGGCACUGCUAUCGCCUUUGGAUGUUUCUCGGGAGCUGCUAUUAUAGCUAAGCGCCGGGAGUUCCUUUUCUUGGGAGGCAUUCUGUCAUCUUGCCUUACUAUUCUCCUCUGGCUUGGUAUUGCCACUAUAAUCUUUGGUUCUUCCCUUGCCUACACUGUUGAGCUCUACUUUGGACUGGUGGUAUUCCUCGGGUACAUUGUGUUCGACACACAGUACAUUAUUGAGAGGGGUCAUAACGGAGACCUUGACUAUGUGCAGCAUGCUCUCCUUCUGUUCACUGAUUUUGUAGCCGUGUUUGCUAGAAUUGUAGAAAUCAUGCUGAGGAAGGAGGAGAAUGAAAGGAAGAAGAAGAAGAGAUCAUCUUAAACAACACUAGGCUUGGUCUUUCCACUGUUUCCUCUCUGGACAGUGGAAAUGCUUCUUCUGAUAGUGCAUUUUGAGAUGAUUCUUCUUUACCUCUUAUGUUGAAACAACAGUAUCUUCAAAACUAUGUGAAGGCCCAAAGUUUAGAUUUCAGGUGGUGAUGACUGUUAAUAGCUUUUUCUUUAGAUAUGUAAUAAAUACCUUUUGACUCAAAAGUUUCAACAACUUCUCUGGCUCUCUCUC